Ochotona princeps (American pika) is the source of this 1121-nucleotide messenger RNA. It is a transcript of the gene UNC119B, whose product is annotated as unc-119 lipid binding chaperone B. Gene Ontology annotation, cellular component: cilium. Bases 50 to 805 code for a protein of 251 amino acids. Gene Ontology annotation, biological process: lipoprotein transport; nervous system development; cilium assembly. The transcript has 5 exons. The record is from RefSeq and is a predicted model, not a curated record. Gene Ontology annotation, molecular function: lipid binding. Lineage: Eukaryota; Metazoa; Chordata; Mammalia; Lagomorpha; Ochotonidae.
UCCAUAGUUACGGCGCUGUGGAGGCGGCGGCCAUCUUGGCGGCGGAGCGAUGAGCGGGUCGAACCCGAAGGCUGCGGCCGCGGGGUCGGCGGCGGGGCCCGGGGGGCUGGCGGCUGGCAAGGAGGAGAAGAAGAAGGCGGGCGGCGGCGUCCUCAACAGGCUCAAGGCGCGGCGGCAGGCGCCUCACCACGCGGCCGACGAUGGCAUCGGGACUGCGGUCACGGAGCAGGAGUUGCUGGCGCUGGACACCAUCCGGCCCGAACACGUCCUGCGUCUCGGCCGGGUCACCGAGAAUUAUUUAUGUAAACCCGAAGACAACAUCUACAGUAUUGAUUUCACUCGCUUCAAGAUUCGAGAUUUGGAGACGGGGACGGUGCUGUUUGAGAUUGCCAAACCUUGUGUUUCAGACCAGGAGGACGACGAGGAAGCGGAAGGGGGAGACGUGGAUAUCAGUGCAGGCCGUUUCGUUCGCUACCAGUUCACACCUGCUUUCCUCCGCCUCCGGACAGUGGGGGCCACGGUGGAGUUCACAGUGGGAGACAAACCUGUGUCAAACUUCCGGAUGAUCGAACGGCACUAUUUCCGGGAGCGCUUGCUGAAAAACUUUGACUUUGAUUUUGGCUUCUGUAUCCCCAGCAGCAGGAACACUUGUGAACAUAUCUACGAGUUUCCCCAGCUUUCUGAGGACGUCAUUCGUCUGAUGAUUGAAAACCCAUAUGAGACCCGCUCUGACAGCUUCUACUUUGUUGACAACAAGCUGAUCAUGCACAACAAGGCCGACUAUGCCUAUAAUGGAGGCCAGUAGCUGCUGCAGGAGUGCACAGGAGGCGCUCGGCCGUGGCCAGGGGAUCCUACUUCAAGGGGCGGAAGCUGCAGCUUGACCCACACGUCUGGAACCUGGACAGCCAGAGCCAAGAUGGCAGCUGGCUGUGCUGCAGGGGAGGUGCCAAGCAGGGCCAUGUUUUCUUCCCCAGUACUUUUCCUUCCUUCCCUGCCCUGCUGCGCCCUGCCCUGCCCCACCCUGCUCUGCCCUUUAGGUCACAGAGGUACUAGAGUCCGGUAAAAAGUUAGGGUGAGGUGCCUGGAAUUCAGAUUUAAAGAGACAGUUUAUUUUCACAUAG